AUGCCCCCCAAAUCAGACCUUCUCGCUGAGCUCCGACAGCCACCAACGGCGCCCCUGCCACGACCACCAGAGCUUAUUCGAUCAUAUGCAACUCCCUAUACACCCUCGCCGCCACCACCAGAGUCACCAAUAGCGCCCUCAGCGACAAAGCCCGUCCUGAGGAAACGUCACUCAACCUACAUCAACAGGCCAGAACGCUCGACAUCGCCAAUCCCAGAGCUACCUCCACAUAGACCGCCACGAAAUCCCGCACGAACAAGUACCAUGAUCUCCGAAGCCGCCCCCGUGCGCCCACAGAAACCCAAGUCGAAAAGUAGACCGUCAACAGCGACGAGCACACGGGACGAAGUGACACCAUGGGAGUUCCAACCUGGACCCGAGUCCAGCAGUCGAAUGCGAUCGGCGGCUCCGUCGGUAAAGUCCAAGGCGUCGUCGACAGGAUUGGCGACAGGACCCAUCGAGGAUGUUGCGCCUUGGGAGCUUUACCCAGUCGGGACAGUCCCAGUUAGCCUACCGUCACCCAGGGCCAUCCCGUCGCCAAUCUUGACAGGUCAAUCACAUCCGGGCCCACCACCACCACCGAAAUCAUUCCACCCCAGCAAGGCAACGGGACUCGUCGAAGAUGUGACCCCUUGGGAACUUCAGCCAGAACCUCAGUCAGCUGCCAGCCCUACCAGUGCGAGGGGCGACACCCCUUCUCUACCGCCAGUUUUCAGCCCUUCCCGUUCACACCCCGCAUCGCUGCUUAGCGAACCGACUAGCGGUUCCUAUCGCUUGUCUACCGCGACAGGCCCCGCAGAGGAAGUCACUCCAUGGGAAUUGGAGGCCACCCCCGAAGACGUUGUCAAUGAAAAGGAUGCCGUGAAUGAACCUUCCUCCAGCACCAGUCAUCGCAACUCGUUGACAAUGACGAAAGCUCAAUUAGAAGAAGUAAUGCCCUGGGAGUUGUACCCAGCUCCCCCUCUUCCGGUCAUCAAUGGUGGAAGCACAACCCUGAAGAACGGUGUUCACUCGACACGGGUUUCAACUUCAUCCACAAAGACUCUGAGCGACUUUGCCCUUAUUCGACGACGGAAGAGCACGGGUAGCCGCCCCUCCAAAUCACGUUCCAACAGCCAUCCGACGCCCCCUAAAGUCCAGACACGGGCACCCUCGUCCCAGAGCCUUGUCAAUGGACCAGGAUAUGAAGUAGCGACACCCAAAACGGCAAAGUCAAUAUCAUCAACGGCGGCAGUGUCAUCAUCAGACGUCUACUGGCAUGGAAUAGGCACAGGAUCCCAAACACAAAGUCGGGAUGAAGGCGAAACGACGAGUUCUAAUACCAAAUUCUCAACGGCAGAUAGAACUAUUCUCGAAGAGCUGAAGCGCAAUCUCCACGCGCGAGAUGCUCAGUUCGUAAUGAAAGGUGUAGGGGUCCAUCUUGUAGAUGGAACCAUCAGCCCAGGAAAGAAACAUCACCCAUAUACUACGAAGGACGUGCCAUAUCCACGGAGUUACGAGCGCGAGGUCAUCGACCUAGAUGUCUGGGAAACACUAUUUUGUCAAGACAUCUGCGAAAGCUUAACGUGGCAUGUAUUCGAGGAACCUCCACUUAGGGUGCUUGACAUUGGAUGCGGGAGCGGAACUUGGAUUCUGAAUUGUGCCCGUCAGUGGAGGGAAACGCAAUUUGUUGGUUUGGACAUCGUACCCCUACAUCCUGACCUUCAGCGAGUUGGCUCCUCGGAUUUUGCUUCGAGAAUCACAUGGGUACAGGCGAAUUUUUUGGACGGUCUUCCCUUCCCCAAUGAUGAAUUCGACUUUGUCCAUAUCAAACGGAUAGCUCUUGGUGUACCAGAAGACAAGUGGGAUGCAUUAUUUGAUGAGAUCUCGCGUGUCAUGAAGCCUGGAGGUGCUCUAGAGAUGGUGGAGGAAGACCUGUUCUUUCCUGGAAAACCUGUGGAGCACGACGACGAUGAGACGGACAUGGGGUCAGCACUCUCACGGAGCAGUUCAAUUGCGUCUACAAACGGGCGACGAGAUCGUGAGGUUCCUGCCGUCAUUCAGGAAGCAGAUGGGUCGGAGGAGGGCUGGUUGCAACCCACCUCACCAAAUGCGGACAGUCUGUCCCUGGCGACCCCUACCCCGAUGUCGGCUUUCCCGCGACCUUCUUCACGCCCUGGCUCUCCAAAGCUUCAGAUCAUUACCAACCUAUCCAAGGAUGGUGUUCCUGAUGACAAGAACGAUAUCAGGAGCGAAGUUUCUACCACUCCUCCCGGUUCGCCGAAAGGUUACAUUACUCUUAUCCCGCCGCAUUCCCGCUCUACGGCACGACCAUUGCUCUAUGUGAAACCCCAAUCUGGCCCCUACAAUCACCAGUUCCCCAGCACGAGUCCACCGAAACCGUCAUCGACAUUUACCAACUCUGCUGUCUCCCUCCUCAAUUCUUUAACCAACCAUUCCCAUUCCGAUUCAGACAACCAAGCUAAUCUAUUGUUCCGUCGACGAAGAUCGUCCACGAACCUCGCUUCAUGUAAUAACUCGACAUACAGCGGUCAUGCGGGCCAUGGUCCUCACCAUACGCCUGACAGUCAGAUACCCGAAACUCCUAAAAUCCCGCCGUUCUUGCUGCGAACCCCGGCCAAAGCUCCGAAUAAUCCGCGAGACCACUCAUUACUGGAGUACAUUUACAAUGAAACCCUCUCAUCGAGGUUCAUUAAUACGUCUCCAAUCGCGCUACUGGCAACCUACCUCGAGUACCAUUUCAAAGACACAAGAACACACCCUCCGCUCAUGUUCACGUUCCCUCCUCGGCCCGUCAAACCAUCAGAAUCGGACGUGGAGGUUGAUGAAGGUUUCUCGUUCCCACCAAAGAAGCCUGGUCCAAUACGGUCGGUGUCAUCGCGCAAGUCGCUCAGCCCGUCAAAUCGCAGUGUGUUGACAGACGAGAACGGCGAGCUCACAGAAGAGAACCGGUGGCUGAACAUGCAAGGCUUGAUGACGGGCUCGUCGCCUUAUGUUUCCCUGGAUGGCGUGCGCUACGGUCUAUAUGCCCUUUCUCCGGCCCCGAAAGCAACCUUCACGACUCAGAAAGGGAUACCACCCAGUCUGGCGAACAUGGAGCCAAGGAUACCCAACAAGACCCUCAACAUCGAUCUGAGGACUUUGAACCUCCAUCUCAUGCUGCGAGCCAAAGAGAUCCUGGCCUGUUCUGAAACAAUGUGGGAGUGGGUGCGGGAGACUCAGUUGAGUGUUCACGAGAACCCAUCCGUCAAGAGGGCGAAUGGACGAGCUCAUUCGAUGGAUGUUCCUCACGCGUACCGUCAUGGAGCCUCGGAUCACCGUGCAACCGUGUUGGAGAUGUCGAGGGAAGAUUUCAACCAAUUGUUGCUGAACUUUGAAAUGGACAUGGAGGAUCAAGCGUCAAUCAAUCAUGCAUUACGAGAACGCCUCCAGUGGUCCGUCAUUGAAUCCGCCCCAUCCCAGAAUCGCAAAAUCUUCAAUACUGCUUGCGAAAAAUACGAAAAAUGGUUCCGGAAAGAGGCUUCCAUCACCUCGUUAAUGAGGCCUGUGCCUCCGUUCAGCAAUCCGACUGCACCGGAGGCUUCCAGCUCCGACUUGCUCAAGUCGACGCGUAAACGCAGCAACUCUCAGACAUUGCUUAAUCGUAACGGUGGGCCACCGUCUGCCACCAGUGUAUCGCCACUUUCGCUCAGGCUCGAACCAUCGGUACACUUUGCGAAACCAUCUAUCCGCCCUGAACUCCACCCCACUCAGAAGCUCAGUCGGUCUAUGUCCGUUUUCGUGGCCUGGAAACCAGAAGCCAAAGGCAAAUCGUGA
Molecule: messenger RNA, 3816 nt
Organism: Coprinopsis cinerea okayama7#130
Lineage: Eukaryota; Fungi; Basidiomycota; Agaricomycetes; Agaricales; Psathyrellaceae
Exons: 13
Coding region: 1-3816 (1271 amino acids)
Source: RefSeq, a predicted model, not a curated record